CUUCUAUGCGAUCCUACAGAAUUGAGUGGGAGGAGGCCACACCUCCUGGGGACUCAGCGAUAUCGUCUGUUCCUGUCGAGGCGGGUUAUUUGCCUCCUAUCAAAAGUGUAGCGCAGCCACAGGGGGCACAACAGAGAUAUGAAGAUCAAGGAACAGUUCGUGAUAACAACGUAAACACUUCAACGGCGGACGGGCAUUACACAAGUACGACCACAACGCGAGUCACAAGAACAAUUAGAAACAGCGGGGAUGGCAACGCUGUGCCUGUGUCGUCGUCCACAUUUCCGGUGGCCUCCACAUUAAGUGCCUCAACAAGUGCAGGACCGCCUGUUGUCAUUCGACGAAUAGUAGGUGCAGCAGCGGCAACGAGUGGGAAUGAUGGAAGCGGGGCGGCAGGCGCUGUGGUCCCUCCCAUCACAGCGCCGUUGCAUGCUCCUCAAGCGCAAGAAGCCGGAGGAACAACUAGCACUUCCCAAAACACCGGUUCUAUUAGCGUAGCUGCAAGAGAUAUAUAUCCGUCGGGGUCGGCUUCGGCAUCCGGGGCACCACGCCACCAGUCGACUGCUGCUGCAGCGGCAGCCGCGUCGCCACGCGUCGUUAGGCGAACAAUUCGUGCUACGACACCAACGCCCUCUGGCCCACUUCUGAAUCCGCUAGUAAUUUCGCCCUCUUUACUUCCUCGGACUACAACGAGAGACGGUGCGGAUCGUGGUCAAUCUUCUGGUACAGUUGUGAGUCCGCUGAUGCAUUCAACUUCGGCUGGCGUGCGCGCUGUCUCCCAAACGACUAUGCAAACGCCGGGAGUAAUCCCAUUUGGAUCGAAAUUGACACAAACCAGCAGCACACCUCCAGCGGUGUACACAAUAAAUACUGUAGCACAAGGACGAGGAAAGAUUCGCGAAGAAAUAUCGACGACGACUGAGGUUCUCCCCCCGAAAACGUCGCCAAGAGAGUUCUCUGCGUCGUCUACCAGUUCACCGGCGGAGACAAGGAAACAAGCAGUAGCAUCGUCAGCGCCAGCGGUGUCAAUAACCACGUCCGCCAACCACACAGGAGCUGUAACUGUUGGUAACCGUCGUGAAGGUAGUUCUACUCCCAGAACUGGCUUGAUUAAAUCCCGGUCGUUAGGCCCACCGCCACAGAUUGGAAUUGAUAUUGACGGUCCGUUGUUCAGAGCAGCAGAGCCGGGGAUCAUCGCAUCUUCGGCAAUCGAUAGCGACACGUUAGCGGACGCGAUGGGUUUCGAGAGUUACAUACGAUCUCUGGCUCGCAAUACGCAAAAGCUUUUUGGUGGAGGUGGCAAUGCUGUGGAUCAUUCCUCGACUGAUGAAGGAACUACAACUACAACUAGUCAACAACGAUCAGUUGAUAGUACUGCGACGAUGAAAAUGCUAAACAGUCCGAGAAGUAAUCUGCCGCCCGGAACUACUUCAGGGAGCAACAUUGUGGAGAACCUGGCUGCAGCAGCGGGGGUGACCAUGCUUCCUUUCUCUGUAGACGGCGCAUCAGCGAUAAGCAAGCGAAAUCCGACACCGAAUUCCGUAGGAAGCUUUCACCUGCAUACUGGUGCCAGCCGCGCUGAUGGAGGACUUGCAGUGCAGUCAGCUGUGGCGCUGGCUCUGAUGCAGAAUCCGUUUUUGCAGGAGACAUCUUAUCUCACCAAACCCAUAAGUGCGCCUAAAGGAGCUGCUCCGGGACUCUCGAAACCCGAAAUGGUAAUUAUUUUCUUUUCUUUCUCAAGAUCGAUGAUACGAAUUUAUUUUUGACUACAACACUGUCUUCCUUGUUCAUCACAAAUCACCUUAUUGUAAUUAUUAUUAUAAUUAGAACACUUCGUAAGAAGGAUGCUGGAUGGCAUGGCAUGGCAUGCAUUUUUGCAUGAGCUGAGCGGGUCAGAGUGCGACCGUCUUAAGGGAGCGAUACGGGGGCGAAGACUCAGGGCGCGACAUAGGGGGGCCACCGCGUUGCUGUCUGUUUUGCUUCUUGCGUUUGUCUUUGCACAGCCCGCCUUUCUCAUCUUCAGCAGCCCCCUUCUCAGUGCGGCUGGAGCAUGCGGAGCGCCUGGAGCCUGUCCGCGCUUCGUUUCAGUUUGGUGAGAGGUCGGAUUCUUCAGGCUUAACCUAAGACGUAGCUCGAGCGUAUUAUGGCGUAGCCUAUGCAUAGUAUAGAUAAAGAAUAUAUUUAAUUAUAUCUACUAUAGUCUUAGUCAUGACGAGUAAGCUGAUGCGUAGUUAGUUGAUGGCUCUAUUAUGGGGGACACGGCUUGCGCCUUGGAUUGUUUGGGGAGUAUUUAGCUCGUAGAUGAUCGCUUUGUAUAGUAUAGUAGCAAGGCCGGGCCCGGGUGAGUUUAGGAGUAAGUACUUGAGUAGGAAGAUGACUCCGUUGUAGGAGUACUGGAAUAGUGCUGGCGCGUACUAGUUAUUGUAAGUAAGUAGCUCGACUAGGCUAGCUUGCCUGGGAUCUCGACUGUCUUGCUCACUGUUCUCUUGCGCACACAGGCCACGGCGUUUGCGCUGCUCCUUGCUUGUGUCUGGGGCGGGGUCACAGUGGGGCUGUGUGUUGUGUUCGUGUUCGUGUAUUGUAAAGUAAUUACUCGGCUGAGCAGCCUGGUAUUGCGGAGGAAGGACGGCACCCGAAGGGCGCCGCGAAAAGUUUAUUGCUUUUGGGGUGGUCCAUCCAUGCCAUGUAUGCCAUCCUUGCAAUGCAAUCCGGAAGUUCAGAAAUUGCUUGAUAUUCUCUUAUAUAGACACUUACUCUGUUGGCCUACGCCUUUCUCCGCUUCCAAAAUUGGCCUCUUCCAUGAUAUGCAUAUUGCAUAAACAUCAACAAGAACCAUGAACUUACCACAGCUUCAAGUUGGAUGCCGACCCAAGAUUGCAGGUGUGGGAGCUGAUUUUAGUUCUGCUCCGACACCGCGCUUCGAACUAUUCGAGUCACCGGAGACUGCGCGUCGGAAGGCGCUCGAAGCGCACAAGCCAGUCGAGCCCGUGCGAGUUGAGAGCUUCUUUGCUCUGAGCGGAGAUAGAGAGGGCCGCGUGCCACUGUUCAGCGGAGAAUCUUCUUCCAGUCUCUUACCUGUGUCCGCUGGUGGUCAUGCUGACGCGUUGGCAUACCACCACGAAUAUCAGCAGCACAUACCUCCUGAAACGAGUAUUGUUUCUGCACGUGGGGGUCUGCUUGAUGUGAAGUCCCGCGCUUUGCCUGCGCAACAACCAUUGUUGAUAUCACCGCGUAUGCUGCAGGAUUCGCACUACAAUAUGAUCACAGCAAGCGCGCCCCGUCUACCUCUAGCUAGUAGCCCGCGCCAGCAACACGUCGCAGAGAGUCUGCGCGGAGCGCUGCGGAGCUUCGGUUUUCGCAUUUCAGAAGAUGGUCAAUGCAUGCAAAUCGUGUUGCCAGAAUGCGCACACCCACCUUCGGUUCGCGGAAGCGCAGGAAUCUUAGUGUCACCGGCCCAGGUCGCAUCGUGUGCAGGCCUUCUUGUCUUCAGUGGUCGUGCCAGAAUGCUCGCAGUCGACGCCGGUGUAUCUGUGUUGCCUAUUGAUUCGCUGCCAGCAUCGCCGUGGAUAGCCACGAGAGGGGGAGACCACUUUGGAGACUACUGGGCGGAUAGCUACUACGAGGAUCAGCAGAACGGCAUCUCCGGGCAAGCUGAUAGUGAAAGCCAGCGUGCGUCUAUGAUCUUCCCCUACGAGGCAAACCCAAUCCUCUCGAGUAUCGCGUCUGCUAUGGGCUUUUCUUCGACCGGAAAGACUCCUUCGGAGCAAGAGAGAGAAGCUGCGGAGCAGGCGCUUCUUUCUCCGUCAGCUGCGGGAACAAGCGGUAGACUCUUGUUUGCAACCACGCAAGAGCUGGAUGCGUUGAGAGAACAGCUUGAUGUAGAAUCGCUGCGUGUUUACUUUGCGGGCCCAGAUAUGAAGCAGGGCAGCCAGAGCAGCAAGCGUCUGCCUUCGCCGGCAGAUGUCGAAGGUUUGGACAUCACAACGUCAGAGAAGAUCCGGAGUGUCUCACUUUUAUGUGCAGAUGAGGGGCGACGGCUCAGCGCACUGAGCCUUAGCACCACCACAACUAACUGCGUUGUCGUGCGUCUGUCAGCGCUCGUUGCGUGCACCACUCCAGUCCUCUUCCGGCCCCUUGACACGGCAGACUCCUUCGCGGGACAUCGAAUCUUUGCAGGUGGCUUUUUGGCAAAUUCUCCAAGAGUGGGAACUCCGUUUGGCGGUCCCCGCUCUUUCCAGCAGACAUGGAGCGUGAACAACACCAACAAGGUUGCUUUGCUGAAACGUGAAUUCGUUAUGUGUGGGGGUCGCAGAAACAACGUGCAGCAGUUGUUCCAUUCGUCCACGACCACGCAGCCGCAGUGGAUGCUGACGACGACGCUCUACCUUCGCGGUCGCAUCCAACAGAAAUACCUGAAAGAUAGCUACAUUCAAGUGGCGCCACAGUUUCUGGUCGCGUUUGAGGUGCCGGGUAUCCGAGUGUUCGAGCUAGCUGAGGAUGCGUCAAUUGGAGGCAAGACCCCAAAAUCAACGCAGGAAAAUGAGAAGAAUGAGCUUCCAUUUGUGAUCUUGUCAGGUACCGGAAGUUUCUGGAUACUGGAUGAGUCGGGCCAGCACGAACCUGGAGCGGCAAACCCAGGAGCUUCGCCGAGACAUUUUCCGCUAUCGACGAGCACGAGUGCGAACGACGAAGCCAGCCGACUUCCUCGUUGUAGUUCGGACGAGAAUUCACGUGCUGGUAUAGAAAUUCUCCGGAAUAAUCUCUAUAAUGCAUAUGCCGCUGCUGCUUCGUCUUCGGCGAGAAGACGCAGUCGAAGUGGUCACAAGGAG
Messenger RNA from Amoebophrya sp. A25, 4829 nucleotides. The record is from the annotation of a GenBank genome assembly. NCBI's taxonomy places the organism in Eukaryota, Dinophyceae, Syndiniales, Amoebophryaceae.